GUCCACCUCCAUCGUCACUUUCUUCCGCCCAAUUUCCACGUUCGUCGAUUCAAUCCUCGCAAUUUGAAUCAUUCUAUAUGAUUGAAUUUCAAAUUGCAGUUCAAUUCCUCUGUUAGCGACUCUACAUUCUCUAUCCUCGGAACAGAUCGCCAUUUUCGAAAAAACAGAGUAAAAAAACCACGAUGAACGAUCUGUUUUCCUCCGAUUCGUUCCGGCGGGAGCAGCGCCAUUACUCCGUCGAGAUGGCUCCCGACGCGCCGUCGUCCACGACGGUCAAUCUCAACAGCUUCUUCGAAGACGUCGAGUCCGUGAAGGCGGAACUGACGGAGCUCGAACGCCUCCACCACAGCCUCCACAACUCUCACGAACAGAGCAAGACUCUGCACAACUCGAAGGCGAUUAAGGAUCUCCGAUCUCGAAUGGAAUCGGACGUCGCCGUUGCUCUGAAGAAGGCCAGGGCAAUCAAGCUCCGAUUGGAGGAUCUGGACCGGUCCAACGCCGAUAACCGGAAUCUUCCCGGUUGCGGCCCUGGCUCCUCCGCGGACCGGUCCCGAACCUCCGUGGUGAACGGAUUGAGGAAGAAUCUGUGCGAUUCGAUGGAGAGUUUCAACAAAUUGAGAGAGGAGAUUUCGUCGUCGUAUAAGGAGACGAUAGAACGCCGAUAUUUCACCAUCACUGGAGAGAAUCCGGACGAGAAAACUAUCGACCUUUUGAUCUCUACAGGUGAAAGCGAGACGUUCCUGCAAAAGGCGAUUCAGAAGCAAGGGAGAGGCAGAGUCAUGGAAACGAUUCAAGAGAUUCAAGAGAGGCACGACGCAGUGAAGGACUUGGAGAAGAAUCUGAAAGAGCUGCACCAAGUGUUCAUGGACAUGGCGGUGCUGGUUCAAGCCCAGGGGCACCAAUUGGACGACAUAGAGAGCCAAGUGACUCGAGCCAACUCGGUGAUCAGGCACGGCACGGCGCAGCUGCACAAGGCAAGAUUCUACCAGAAGAAUACACGAAAGUGGACGUUUAUUGGCAUCGCCAUUUUGGUAGUCAUCCUCUUGAUCAUCAUCCUUUCCGUAACCCUGCGCAAGUAGCAUCCUCAACUUUUUUACUUCUUCGGUGUUUCAUUUUUAUUCCAUAUUUUACUUUCAAGCACAAUAUGUUGGUGUCACGGUCAACUUUUUUUUGUUUCCUUCUUUUGGGAUGUUGAAGAUCAAGUCAAAAGCCUUCUCUUGUUAUCCUACUGGUUGCGAGUUCCUUUUUAAAGUUUUUGAAUGGAUCAAAAAAAGCUUUGAUGAA
Messenger RNA from Momordica charantia (bitter melon), 1284 nucleotides. Its product is annotated as syntaxin-121. Gene Ontology annotation, cellular component: plasma membrane; endomembrane system; SNARE complex. Gene Ontology annotation, molecular function: SNAP receptor activity; SNARE binding. Gene Ontology annotation, biological process: vesicle fusion; exocytosis; intracellular protein transport. Lineage: Eukaryota; Viridiplantae; Streptophyta; Magnoliopsida; Cucurbitales; Cucurbitaceae. The record is from RefSeq and is a predicted model, not a curated record.